GGAGUGAUGCAAUGGACGAAGACGACGACGACGACGACGACAUGGUGCAAGAUGGUUGAUGGCCCAAAAUGUGAUCUACCGAGUCCAGUCAAGAUCUCGCGCGAUUUGUUGCCCACCGCACGCAAACAGUUUAUAAAAAGCUCAAGAUUCCUCAUUUCAAACAUUUUCUUUCCAACGUUGCUUUCCCCCAAUCCUCUUCGUCAAGCAAUUGUCAUUUACAGAGUUGACCAGAGACUUGUUUUCGCCUACCAGUAACAACGUCCGUAACUUUUUCAUCAUGACCACUCCAUUCUACACAAACCUCGUUACCCAACUCGUCUCCCUCCUCGACCCUUCCCUCCCCAUUACCUCCAACCUCGCCAACACCGCUGCUCUCCUCUACCAUGCCUACCCUCCCACCCGCAACAUCAACUGGGUCGGUUUUUAUCUGACGGGCACACACAAGGCCGCAAAACCCGAUACACUCUACCUAGGCCCUUUUCACGGGCAAGUCGCAUGUACGUUAAUCCCAUUCUCAAAGGGUGUGUGCGGUAAAGCGGCGAGAGAAAAGGCAACAGUGGUUGUUCCCGACGUGCAUGCAUUUCCGGGACAUAUUGCAUGUGAUUCCGCCAGUCAGAGUGAGAUUGUUGUCCCGGUUGUUGUUGACGGGGUUUUGGUGGGGGUUUUGGAUGUGGAUUGUAGGGAUGUUGGGGGAUUUACUGAGGAGGAUCGGGUAGGGUUGGAAGAGGUCGUGCGAGUUGUGCGUGAGCAAGGUGGGUGGUGAGAGUGGUGCGCCCGCUGGGAACGCUGUAGAGUUUUUUAGAAGACGGCCACACUAUGCGCAACGUCACUAGCACAGCACAUAGAUGUUUGAUAGAAACGAGUACGAAUAAAACUGUUUAGACUUGCAC
This is a messenger RNA of Spizellomyces punctatus DAOM BR117, 890 nucleotides long. RefSeq names its product L-methionine (R)-S-oxide reductase. Gene Ontology annotation, molecular function: protein binding; L-methionine (R)-S-oxide reductase activity. The transcript has a single exon. Gene Ontology annotation, cellular component: cytosol. The record is from RefSeq and is a predicted model, not a curated record. Lineage: Eukaryota; Fungi; Chytridiomycota; Chytridiomycetes; Spizellomycetales; Spizellomycetaceae. The coding region runs from base 278 to 763 and encodes 161 amino acids.